Molecule: messenger RNA, 13209 nt
Organism: Pecten maximus
Lineage: Eukaryota; Metazoa; Mollusca; Bivalvia; Pectinida; Pectinidae
Cellular component (GO): membrane
Molecular function (GO): protein binding
Source: RefSeq, a predicted model, not a curated record
GUACAAUAUUUUUAGCAGCUGCCUGCACUUUGAGGCAAUGGCAGGGCUAUGUUUUGGUGUUUUACGGUGGGUAAUAUUAAUGACAUGUAUUUGGUGUACAACAUCCAAACCAAGUCGUUUUGCGAAUGAAAAACCACAAAAAGAUGCGGCCACUGCAAACUGGUUUAAGAUGUUUAAUGCCAAAUUCAGACUUUUGGAACGAAAAAUUGAUUUGGAUUUUAAGAUCUUAGGCCAAACUCUUAGAGAAGAGCUGAAGGGCAGGACAGGCGGCGGUGGGGGACCGUGUCUACCGAACACUAAUGGAAUGGAAGAGGCUAUUUCUCAACUCAAGUUUGAAAUCCAAACACUGCAAAUAGAUAUGAAGCAAAUGGCUUCAAAUCAAUUGCGGUUUGAAGCCAGCUUCUUGUUAGCUUUGGAUAAUAGUACCGCUACAUUGCAGAACAAGUUCAACGACGUGUCCGAAGUUUUAGUGGCGGUGUCGAACAAUGUGGAGAGUUUGAACGGUUCCAUUUCCGCCUUGUCCGAUACAAUCGACAACCUCUCGAUGGAAAGCAGAGUGACCACACCAGCACCGACACCAAUUUUGCCUGGUACAGUACGUCUGGCGGAUGGCCCAUCGAUGAUGGAAGGCCGUCUAGAGAUGUACUAUAAUGGAGAGUGGGGGUCUGUGUGCGGAAAGGACUUCAGUCUGAAUGAGGCUAUAGUUUCCAGUAGACAGAUGGGUUUCAGACUUGAGCGCUAUGAGAUGGGAUAUAAUGUUGGAACUGGACCUGUAUGGGGCCCGUUCUCUUGUUCUGAGGCUCGGACCGAAAGUGGUCUGUUAGACUGUGAUCACAGUACAGUCGAGAGCGGGUGUAACCACGGCCAAGACGUGUGGAUGGUGUGUACGCCGGACUCGGGAAGCACCACUCCGAGUGCUGCCGAGGGUGAUGUCCGCCUGAUCAAUACCAAGGAUGGCACUGCCGGGUCAGGGAGAGUGGAGAUCUAUCAUGAUGGAGUCUGGGGCACAGUGUGUGAUGAUCGCUUUGAGCUGGUUGAUGCACGUGUCGUAUGUAGGCAGUUAGGAUACAGCGGUUCAGCUACAGUACGAACAGAAGCCUACUACGGCCAGGGCAGUGAUCCUACAUGGAUGGAUGACGUCAAUUGUAGUGGAGACGAGGAUCAGUUAGCUGAUUGUAGUUCCGCGGGAUGGGGCAUAGAAGACUGUUCCCAUGGCGAAGAUGUAGGUGUUGAGUGUGAAACUCAAAGCACAACGUCAACAACAACUACAACUACAACACCAUCAGAUAGUGAAGGACGACUCCGACUUGCGGAUGGUUUAACACCUUACGAGGGUAGAGUUGAGAUUUACCACGAUGGUAGGUGGGGUACAGUGUGUGAUGAUGGAUGGGACAACCAAGAUGCUGGGGUCGUCUGUCGACAGUUAGGAUACAGUGGUGGUAGCUACACGCGAGAAGCCAACUUUGGACAAGGUCAAGAACCCACAUGGAUGGACGAUGUAAACUGCGUUGGAACAGAAUUACGGUUGGACAGUUGUCCAUUUCCAGGCUGGGCAGUUGAGAACUGUGGACACAGUGAAGAUGCUGGAGUUAGGUGUGACCCUCCUUCAUCAACACGUGAGCCCCCUACUACAACACCAAGAAGUGGUGGCGUUAGAGUACGUUUGGUAGGAGGGUCUAGCGAUCGCGAAGGGCGCGUGGAGGUGUUCCAUGAUAAUGAGUGGGGUACUAUCUGUGACGAUUACUGGGAUAGUAACGAUGCUACUGUGGUCUGUAGGAUGCUUGGAUACACAGAGGGUAUUCAUAAACGUGAAGCAUACUUUGGUGCCGGAAGUGGCCAGAUUUGGUUGGACAAUGUCAAUUGUACUGGGAGGGAGACGAACAUUGGAUCGUGUACACACAGGGGCUGGGGAGUUGAGGACUGCAGUCAUAGCGAGGAUGCCGGUGUCGUGUGUUCAGGUAGUGGCGGCGGCGGUGGUGGUGGGAAUGCUUCUAUUCGUUUGGUAAAUGGUAACGCCAAUUCUGGACGAGUGGAAGUUUAUCACGACGGGCGCUGGGGGACAGUCUGUGAUGAUAGUUGGGACGAUCAAGAUGCGACUGUCGUAUGUCGAACGUUAGGACUGAGCUUGCCAGGGACGGCUCACAGAGAAGCUCACUUUGGCGAAGGUGAAGAACCCACAUGGAUGGACGAUGUAAACUGUGACGGAACCGAGUCAUCGCUGUUUGACUGUUCGUUUGGUGGAUGGGGUCAAGAAAACUGUGGACACAGUGAGGACGCUGGGGUGACGUGCGGGGGUAGAUCGGAGGAAAUUCGCCUUGUAAACGGCCCUACACCACACGAGGGCAGGGUUGAGGUAUACCAUGACGGACGCUGGGGUACGGUUUGUGAUGACUUAUGGCAUAAUGAGGAUGCCAUUGUUGUAUGCAGGAUGCUGGGAUACAGUGGGAACGUUGGCAGGGCCUUCAGUGAAGCCCGUUAUGGAGAAGGCUCGGAACCAACUUGGAUGGACGAUGUGGAGUGUACAGGGUCUGAAUCUAGUUUAUUUGAUUGUCCAUUCAGAGGUUGGGGUUCGGAAAAUUGUGGACAUAGCGAGGAUGCUGGCGUUUCAUGUCAAGACGGGGACGCUCCUACAACGCCGCCUACUUCCACAACAACACGAAGAGGCGAAGGGACAGAAGGGUCUAUCCGCCUUGCUGGUCGAGACAGCAGUGAUAGGGUUGGGAGAGUGGAAAUCUUCCAUGAUGGACAGUGGGGAACUGUUUGCGAUGAUAGUUGGGACAAGAACGAUGCGAAUGUCGUCUGUAGGCAGCUAGGACAUGGAGAAGGUAAAGCAGUCCCACAGGCUAGAUACGGGGAGGGAACCGGACAAGUAUGGAUGGACGAUGUGGCAUGUUCUGGAUCUGAGACGAGAUUAGCCGACUGUCCUUUCGCUGGCUGGGGUGUAGAAAACUGUGGGCACGGAGAAGACGCCGGAGUGAUGUGCGAGGAAGUUCAGGACCCCAUGUUUGAAGGCAUUCGACUGGCUAAUGGCAACAUCACCGGAGAGGGACGGGUGGAAAUCAACAGAAACGGAACUUGGGGCACGAUUUGUGAUGACGACUUUGAUAAUAAAGCAGCACAGGUCGUUUGUCGUAUGUUGGGAUGGCGGGGUGGAAUAUAUUUUGAUGAAGCUACUUUUGGUGAAGGAUCUGGACCAAUUUGGAUGGACGAUAUACGAUGCAGUGGUACAGAACAAACCAUUUUUGAAUGCCGUUUCCGCGGAUUUGGUGACACAAACUGUGGACACGAUGAAGAUGCUGGUGUAAGAUGUGAAGGUCCCUUUUGAGGAACGGAUCCAACAUCCAUACCGCACACAACGACACCAGUAACGUAUCCAGAUGACACCUCCACCACCAUGACUUACUCAACAACACCCAUGAUUAAUUCAACGUAUAAUGAUGGUGAUAUACGACUUGUGAAUGGUGGAACGAUGUAUGAAGGCCGUGUGGAAAUCUACCACAAUGGAGUCUGGGGAACUGUUUGUGACGACGAAUGGGGGAACCAAGACGCCAGGGUUGUUUGUAGACAGUUAGGGUACCGGGAUGGGCUAUCUAGAAGGGAAGCUGCCUUCGGUGAAGGCUCCGAACCAACCUGGCUCGACGAUGUUGGAUGUAGCGGUUACGAGGAAAGACUUGCGGAAUGUUCGUCCAGAGGAUGGGGAGUAGAAAACUGUGGUCACAGUGAGGAUGCUGGCGUGGUAUGUUUGCCCCCUUUGUCGGCAACCACAACCACAACCACAACCACGUCGCGCCCAACCACUUCAUCCAGCACGCAACCAUCAGUGCAGGAGGGAGAAUUGCGAUUAGUUAAUGGUCCUACGGAACUGGAGGGACGACUGGAGGUUUAUCAUGCAGGUCAAUGGGGAACGGUGUGUGAUGAUGGCUGGACUAUGAACAAUACUCACGUUGUUUGCAGACAGCUAGGACACAGUGCCGUGAAUUAUGCGAAGGAAGGAAGCUAUGGCGAAGGUGAAGAACCAACAUGGAUGGAUAAUGUCGUUUGCCGAGGGGAUGAAGACAGACUUAUAGACUGUACGUUUGGAGGAUGGCAGAACGAAAACUGUGGUCAUAGUGAAGAUGUAGGAGUCAAAUGUGAACAAGAUGGAAUGACUACCCCCGAGGUCACCACCCCAGUCAUUACAUCAUCAACUGGGACUUCCGAAGGAUCCAUACGGCUAGUAAAUGGUGGGACACAGUAUGAAGGACGUGUGGAAAUCUACCAUGCGGGACGCUGGGGAACGGUCUGUGACGAUUUGUGGGAUGGAAAUGAAGCAAGAGUUGUAUGUAGGCAGCUUGGAUACAGCGGAGGAAGUCACACGCGAGAGGCGAGCUUUGGUCGAGGAGUAGAACCGACAUGGAUGGACGAUCUUGAGUGCACUGGAGACGAAUCUAGACUGAUGGAUUGUAGAUUUCCAGGAUGGGGGACAGAAAACUGUGGUCAUAGCGAGGAUGCUGGUGUAAUAUGUUCUCCUCCUCCCUCUACUACUUCGCUGCCGUCAACUACCACACAACCAUUAAUUCAGGAGGGGGACGUACGCCUAGUUGACGGCCCGUCUGAGAUGGAGGGAAGGGUUGAAAUAUAUCACAAUGGUGUGUGGGGAACUGUCUGUGAUGAUGGUUGGGACAUGGACGACACUCAAGUUGUGUGCAGACAGCUGGGAUAUAGCGCAGUAAGUUUUGCGAUUGAAGCAUACUACGGCGAAGGCAUAGAACCAACAUGGAUGGAUUCUGUCGGUUGCAAUGGAAAUGAACGUAGACUGGCUGAGUGUGCGUUCCCAGGAUGGCAAAAUGAAAACUGCGGUCAUGGCGAAGAUGUAGGAGUAAAAUGUGGACAAGUAGGGUCGACUACCCCAGAUGUAAUUACAACAUUCUCUCCAAUGAGUUCUACUGCGGCAUCUGAAGGAAACAAUGUGAUUGCCUUUGACACACCAAUACAGACCUCAGGUAGGGAUCCCACAGACUACACAUACACACUGUUGAGUGAAUAUGGAUAUGUUCUCCGGUCAAACUCGAUCGUAUUUGAGGUGAAAGCUUGUAGUGAUGCCCAUGUAGCACUAAAGGAAGAUGAAAACCCUGAUGGAAAUCUGUAUGAGAUUGUCAUUGGUGGCUGGUUAAACACCAAAUCUGUGAUCCGUACAGUGAAGCAAGGUGACAGUAAAGUGGAACACACAGGAAGAGUUUUGGAUUGUAAUAGGUACAAGCGGUUUAAUGUAAGCUGGUCAAGGGGUGUUGUGACCGUAAUGAGGGAUACAGACUCUGGCUGGGUACCGCUGAUGACUUGGAGUGACCUCGCUGGGGGACUGAAUGUCCAGUUUGUGGGAUUAUCAACUGCAAGGUGGAGUAGUGGUUCCUGGAAGGUUGACCAGACAGAUGAAGGAUCUAUAAGACUCGUUAAUGGUGGGACACAGUAUGAGGGCCGUAUAGAAAUCUACCAUAGCGGACGCUGGGGAACAGUAUGUGACGACUCUUGGGACAACACAGAUGCCAGAGUUGUCUGUCGACAGCUCGGUUAUCGUGGAGGCACUUACACAAGAGAAGCACAAUUCGGUGCUGGAUCAGAGCCAACCUGGAUGGACGAUGUGGCAUGUGAUGGUGACGAAAGUAGAUUAGCCGAAUGCGACUUUCGAGGAUGGGGAUCAGAAAACUGUGGUCAUAGCGAGGAUGCUGGUGUAAUAUGUGAUCCACCAGUCUUGACUUCGCCUCCGCCUACUAAGCCUACUACCACGACUCAGUCUCCAACCACGGAUACAUCAGCACAAGAAGGAGAUGUACGCCUAGUUGAUGGUCCAUCUGUGAUGGAAGGACGAGUGGAGAUAUACCACGCUGGUCAGUGGGGAACAGUCUGUGAUGAUGACUGGGACAUGAUCAAUACUCAAGUUGUGUGCAGACAGCUAGGAUACGAAGCGGUAAGGUUUGCUCCUGAAUCAUUCUACGGUGGCGGCAGCGAACCAACAUGGAUGGAUAGUGUCAACUGCGAAGGGAACGAAGGAAGAUUGGCUGACUGUUUGUUUGCAGGAUGGCAAAAUGAGGAUUGUGGUCAUAAGGAAGAUGUAGGAGUUACAUGUAUACCAAAAGGGGGGACUACACAGGAAGUCACUGCCCCACCCGUUACAACGUUCGCUCCAACAAGUACUACUGGUCUUGUUGAAGGAUCAGUACGACUAGUAAACGGAGAAUCACAGUAUGAGGGACGUAUAGAAAUCUACCAUGACGGACGUUGGGGAACGGUUUGUGACGACUUGUGGGAAGACGUCGAUGCUAGAGUCGUAUGUAGCCAACUUGGAUACAAUGGAGGUACCGCUUUACCAGGAGCACAUUUCGGUGCUGGAUCAGAGCCAACAUGGAUGGAUGAUGUUGAAUGCACUGGAUCAGAAUCACAAUUGCAGUUUUGUCGCUUUCCGGGAUGGCAAACCGAAAACUGUGGCCAUGGAGAGGAUGCAAGUGUAAGGUGUCUUCCACCAUCUUCGCCUCCGACUACCACCACAUAUCCAUCCACCAGCUCAUCUCCGUACUCAACCUCGUCAUCAACGCCUCAGGGAUCAGUACGACUAGUAAACGGAGAAUCACAGUAUGAGGGACGUAUAGAAAUCUACCAUGACGGACGUUGGGGAACGGUUUGUGACGACUUGUGGGAAGAUGUCGAUGCUAGAGUCGUAUGUAGCCAACUUGGGUACAAUGGAGGUACCGCUUUACCAGGAGCACAUUUCGGUGCUGGAUCAGAGCCAACAUGGAUGGAUGAUGUUGAAUGCACUGGAUCAGAAUCACAAUUGCAGUUUUGUCGCUUUCCGGGAUGGCAAACCGAAAACUGUGGCCAUGGAGAGGAUGCAAGUGUAAGGUGUCUUCCACCAUCUUCGCCUCCGACUACCACCACAUAUCCAUCCACCAGCUCAUCUCCGUACUCAACCUCGUCAUCAACGCCUCAGGGAUCAGUACGACUAGUAAACGGAGAAUCACAGUAUGAGGGACGUAUAGAAAUCUACCAUGACGGACGUUGGGGAACGGUUUGUGACGACUUGUGGGAAGACGUCGAUGCUAGAGUCGUAUGUAGCCAACUUGGAUACAAUGGAGGUACCGCUUUACCAGGAGCACAUUUCGGUGCUGGAUCAGAGCCAACAUGGAUGGAUGAUGUUGAAUGCACUGGAUCAGAAUCACAAUUGCAGUUUUGUCGCUUUCCGGGAUGGCAAACCGAAAACUGUGGCCAUGGAGAGGAUGCAAGUGUAAGGUGUCUUCCACCAUCUUCGCCUCCGACUACCACCACAUAUCCAUCCACCAGCUCAUCUCCGUACUCAACCUCGUCAUCAACGCCUCAGGGAUCAGUACGACUAGUAAACGGAGAAUCACAGUAUGAGGGACGUAUAGAAAUCUACCAUGACGGACGUUGGGGAACGGUUUGUGACGACUUGUGGGAAGAUGUCGAUGCUAGAGUCGUAUGUAGCCAACUUGGAUACAAUGGAGGUACCGCUUUACGAGAAGCACAUUUCGGUGCUGGAUCAGAGCCAACAUGGAUGGAUGAUGUUGAAUGCACUGGAUCAGAAUCACAAUUGCAGUUUUGUCGCUUUCCGGGAUGGCAAACCGAAAACUGUGGCCAUGGAGAGGAUGCAAGUGUAAGGUGUCUUCCACCAUCUUCGCCUCCGACUACCACCACAUAUCCAUCCACCAGCUCACCUCCGUACUCAACCUCGUCAUCAACGCCUCAGGGAUCAGUACGACUAGUAAACGGAGAAUCACAGUAUGAGGGACGUAUAGAAAUCUACCAUGACGGACGUUGGGGAACGGUUUGUGACGACUUGUGGGAAGAUGUCGAUGCUAGAGUCGUAUGUAGCCAACUUGGAUACAAUGGAGGUACCGCUUUACCAGGAGCACAUUUCGGUGCUGGAUCAGAGCCAACAUGGAUGGAUGAUGUUGAAUGCACUGGAUCAGAAUCACAAUUGCAGUUUUGUCGCUUUCCGGGAUGGCAAACCGAAAACUGUGGCCAUGGAGAGGAUGCAAGUGUAAGGUGUCUUCCACCAUCUUCGCCUCCGACUACCACCACAUAUCCAUCCACCAGCUCAUCUCCGUACUCAACCUCGUCAUCAACGCCUCAGGGAUCAGUACGACUAGUAAACGGAAAAUCACAGUAUGAGGGACGUAUAGAAAUCUACCAUGACGGACGUUGGGGAACGGUUUGUGACGACUUGUGGGAAGAUGUCGAUGCUAGAGUCGUAUGUAGACAACUUGGAUACAGCGGAGGUACAUUUACACGAGAGGCGUCAUUCGGAGCUGGUUCAGAACCAACAUGGAUGGACGAUGUAUCAUGCUCUGGAGACGAAUCUAGACUGAUGGAUUGUAGUUUCCCAGGAUGGGGGACAGAAAACUGUGGUCAUGGGGAAGAUGCCGGUGUAAUAUGUUCACCGCCAUCAUCUACAAGCUCCCCUAUGAACAUUACCACCACAUCAACACCUCAAGGAUCAGUACGACUCGUUAAUGGUGGAUCACAGUAUGAGGGACGUAUUGAAAUCUACUAUGAUGGACGUUGGGGAACGGUUUGUGACGACUCGUGGGAAGACGUCGAUGCGAGAGUUGUAUGUAGACAACUUGGAUACAGCGGAGGUUCUUUUACACGAGAGGCGUCAUUCGGUGCUGGGUCAGAACCAACAUGGAUGGACGAUGUGGAUUGUUCUGGAGACGAAUCUAGGCUGAUGGAUUGUAGUUUCCGAGGAUGGGGUACAGAAAACUGUGGUCAUGGGGAAGAUGCCGGUGUAAUAUGUUCGCCGCCAUCGUCGACAAGCUCGCCUUCGUACUCUACCACCACAUCAACACCUCAAGGAUCAGUACGACUCGUUAAUGGUGGAUCACAGUAUGAGGGACGUAUAGAAAUCUAUCAUGAUGGCCGUUGGGGAACGGUUUGUGACGACUUGUGGGAAGAUGUCGAUGCGAGAGUCGUAUGUAGACAACUUGGAUACAGCGGAGGUACAUUUACACGAGAAGCGUCAUUCGGAGCUGGUUCAGAACCAACAUGGAUGGACGAUGUAUCAUGCUCCGGAGACGAAUCUAGACUGAUGGAUUGUAGUUUCCCAGGAUGGGGGACAGAAAACUGUGGUCAUGGGGAAGAUGCCGGUGUAAUAUGUUCACCGCCAUCAUCUACAAUCUCCCCUAUGAACAUUACCACCACAUCAACACCUCAAGGAUCAGUACGACUCGUUAAUGGUGGAUCACAGUAUGAGGGUCGUAUUGAAAUCUACCAUGAUGGACGUUGGGGAACGGUUUGUGACGACUUGUGGGAAGAUAUCGAUGCUAGAGUCGUAUGUAAACAACUUGGAUACAGCGGAGGAACAUUUACACGAGAGGCGUCAUUCGGUGCUGGAUCAGAACCAACAUGGAUGGACGAUGUAUCAUGCUCUGGAGACGAAUCUAGACUGAUGGAUUGUAGUUUCCCAGGAUGGGGGACAGAAAACUGUGGUCAUGGGGAAGAUGCUGGUGUGAUAUGUUCGCCGCCAUCAUCUACAAGCUCCCCUAUGAACACUACCAACACAUCAACACCUCCAUGGACAGAGGUGACUGAAGAAACAUCAACAUCCGUGCCAGAAAUGACAGCAGAACCAGAAGGAACGGGUGAACCUGAAAUGACAGCAGGACCAGAAGGAACGGGUGAACCUGAAAUGACAGCAGAACCAGAAGGAACGCGUGAACCUGAAAUGACAGCAAUACCAGAGCCAACGCCAGCAUAUUGUAAUCCGGAGAGUGAUUACCAAUGUAUGUCCAAUGACCAAUGUGUGCCAGUGACAAUGCUGUGUAAUGGGCAGAAUGACUGUAUAGAUGGAUCGGAUGAGGAGCCAUGCAAUAACUAUCAGAACAUUACUGUACCAGUCGGAUCCUCUGUGGACUUCACUUGCGCUUCAAACUAUUCCCUUGAAAACGUGGCGGUAACGUGGAUAUAUAGACGUUUCAACAGCUCCGACAUGAACAUCAUUGCCGUGAACAAUUUCAUCAUUGCCUCUGCAGAAUUUUCCGUAAUUAAGAUAAAUGAUCGUCUCCGUAUGUUACGUAUCGACAACACUACAGAAGAACGCUCUGGUGAAUACGUGUGUAAAACGGAGAUACAACAGAUUGCCUCACAUAAUUUGAAUGUUAUAGCGAAUACUACUGAGAACACGGGAGAAGUAUGCAACAUUCAGACAAUGAUGCAAUGUAUAGAGCCAGUCUCUGACAUUGGUAGUCUUGGAGGAGGCCUAGAGGAUGCCAAACGAAUAUGCAGAACCAUCUACCCAGAACUGAUUUCAUGUAUCGACAGCAUACCUUCUGUUUGUAUUGAGGAAUCCAUGUUUGCUCAAAUACAGAUUGCCAAGCAGCAACUAGAAACAGUUUGCCAAAUGAUUGGCGGCGGUAACGAAGAUGAAAAUACAGGCAAUGGUGCCGACAACACACAAUGCGAUUCCCAGGCAAUAUUAAAUUGCCUAGAGCCGGUCACGAACGUUGGUAAUCUAGGAGGUGAUAUGGAGGCAGUUAGGCGAGUCUGCAGCACUAUCUUCCCAGAAUUUGUGUCUUGUAUGGACAACCUGCCCUCUUCGUGUACAGUUAAUCCGCUUUUUACACAAGUACAGGUGGUUAAACAACAACUCGAACCUGUCUGUCAAAUGGUCGGAGGAGACAAUGCUGGUAAUUCAGGUGAGGGCGAUGGCGGCACAUCAUGCAACAUUCAGGAAGCAUUACAAUGCAUAGCGCCUCUGGCGGAAAUGGGCGAUAUCGGUACUAAUCCGGAACUGCUUAACCGAACGUGCAGUACUGUUUUCCCUGAGGUGACUACCUGUAUCAAUAACCUACCUCCUUCCUGUACCUCUGACCCUAUGUUCACACAGAUAGAGGUCGCCACACAACAAUUACAAACUAUCUGCCAAAUGACCAGAACCUGUGAUUUAUCUGCAUUUAAGACAUGUUUGGAUCCCCUACUAAUACUUGAUGUAUACAGUUCGAACGGGACCACUGGUCAGGCACUUGUCCAAGGAUACUGUCGAGUAAUGCAAGAAUAUAACAGAUGCACCAGCAAAGCGCCACCUGGCUGUCAGACUUUGAUUUCAGGCGAUGUCUUCCUUACUGACCUUAUAUGCGAAAUCAGUAUAGAAGACAAAGCCUGUAACUUUUCUGGUCUGCUUGGAUGCUCGUUACCGCUGACAAUGUUCGCUGUGAAAAAGACACUUGGUCUCCGAACAGAACUAAGUGAAGACUGCAGGGUCUUGGCCAGUUUCAAAACAUGUAUGGAACCCAUCCGUCCAGACUGCGCUAACGACAGUGCUGUGGUAGAGGAAAUAAACAAAUUGUACAGUGUUACCAAUGUUCCAGCCUGCAGUUAUACAUCAACUACCCCUUCGCUAUGCACCACUGAUGAUAUACAAGGAGGAGAGGUAUUACUUUGGCCAAGGAAUCCAACUUCUUCCACGAGUACUGACACAAUAGCAGAAUGUACAGAAGCUAUCUGUCGCCCACCAUCAUAUGGAUUGCUCCCAGAGGCAGCAGUGACGAGGAGAUUGUCGGAAGAAGAAGAUGUGGGCUUUUAUUGUGAUUCCUAUGACAGGGGAACAGUAGCGGCCGUGCUAGAAGCACCAGGCAAGACAUUCCAUAGGUGUAACUGUCCAGGUGUCACCUGUGGACCUGGAUCAACGAUGUGCUCCAAAUCGGGAGAAUGUAUUGUCAAUGAAAGCGUAUGUGACGGUCAGACUGAUUGUAGUGAUAACUCGGACGAGGAGAGCUGUGAUGAAGUGGUGAUCAAAACAGAACGAGAAAUGAGCGGUAUAGUGAUGAUGAAGUAUCGGUCACUCACAACACUGGUGUGUGACCAGGGUAUAAACUUUUCCGACCGAGAAGCCAGUGUAAUUUGUAAAGAGAUGGGAUACAGGAGAGGAACCCGAUCUUCUUCAGGCAGGAAAGUACUCGAUACACAGGCGUGGCUUACCCUUACUUGUGAGGAAACUGCAACAACAAUGUCUGAAUGUGUACAAGAGUGGCUUGUUUCGCGAUACGCAUGCGCCAGCAUGAUACCUGCGGCCGUCAUUUGUUAUUCUUAACGAGAAUGUCUUGAUAUAGUUUUAUGUUGUAGUUCUUCUUACUACCUGGUAUAUGUAAUUAGUUCCGAUUAAAUUCAUAUGAUCUACAUUUCCUCACUUAAACAUCAUUUCUUUUAAUUUAUAUUACUUCAUAAAAUGUAAUGAAUUAACACUUUCUUUUAUCUUAACUUUUAUGCGGAAAAUGGGAAUUUUCUCUGUAAUAACAUGACAAGUGCUUAAUAUAGCCACAUCUGACGUCGAACUGACCAAAUAGCUGCACGUGCGCACCUAUUAAGAUUGAUGCAAUAUGUCAACAAAAACCACCAGGCGUUGUCGUGGUAGGUGAUAGGGGACCAAACAAUUCGUUCUUAUCAAAAUUCAGUCUCUGUUAUAUGACUAUCAGAUCUUUAGUCUGGAUAAAUAACUUUUAUCACGAAUAUGCCUAAAAACCGACCACUCUUUGUAAAUAAAUGAGAAAUGGUGCAUAUCUGGAACACAUCAGUAUCUUUCAUUCAGAAAUGUUCCAAAAAAUUACAAAAUUUAUUUGUCAGUCGAUGAUUUUACCAGAUUAUUUUCUGCUUCUGACCGAUCAAUCAUACGUAGUGAACAUGUUCAUCAAUUUAAAACAACCACUGAUCAUAUCUACAUAAAGCAUAUUAAAGUAUAGACGUGGGCACCCUUUUAUCCAUAUCUUACUUUGGUCAUAUUUUUAAAGAUUUUUUAAGUCGGAAAUAUCACGUCAAUUCCAAUAAUGAUGGUGAAAAUAAAAUAAUACAAUCAUUUAUUUAUUCAGCAUGAGAGUUUUUCACCCGCUGAACAUCAUUUGUUCACACGAAUAGUGUAGAUCCUAUAACGUAUAAAAUAUGUGUUAAUAUGAAACAGGUGAGUGUAUAAUCGAUACAAAUGAUGUAACCGUGAUUAGUAUACAUCAAUUAUGUACAAUGUAUACUGUAUAUACCCCGGUGUAGGAUUUGGUAAAGAGAAGACGUCUGAACUUCGCUUUUCUGACAUGGGGUGUGAUCAUUAUAAUAACUUAAUUACAUGCCGUGUAUUCUUAUCUUUUAAACUAAACUUCUUGACGGAUGCAAAUGUAUAUGCUAUUGCUGGAUGUUUCAGCUAUCUUUAAUAAACUUUAUUUUUCCAUAGAAAUUGUA